AUGAGUGAUAGUUUAAAUAGUGAAUAUGUACACAACAUAACAUCAAAUUAUGCAACUAAGUUAAAAAUAGCACAUCUUAAUGCUCAAUCUCUAUGUGAUGUGGCACACCAGACAGAAUUUCUAGAAAUUUUUUCCAACAGUGGCCUUGAUAUAAUUACAGUCUCUGAAACCUGGUUUAAAAACAAAAGUCAUUUUAUUUUGCCUGGAUACAACAUGUACAAUGUGAGCAGUAAAGACAGAAAUGGUGGAGGAGUGGCUGUAUUCAUUAAAAGUGAAUAUAAAGCAAAAAUAUUAGAAGUCUCAAAUGGUGAAUUUGACAAGCCUGAAUUCAUUUUUCUUGACAUAUUGAUUGGCUCAGUUAAAGUGCUGUUUGCUGGGAUCUACAGAAGGCCAAAAGCAGGGCAUAUGGAUCUUUUUAUGGAUGUUUUCUACAAGUAUGUCACAGAUUACAAAUACACUUUUGUCUGUGGUGAUAUUAAUGCUGGGUUUGGCCGUGGUGGCGAUGACACUAAAAUGAUAACUGAGGUUAUUAGAUUGUGUGAUCUAGACUGUGUUCCAUUUCAAUCAACUUUUCAUACUGCCUAUUGUGAUUCUAACUUAGAUAUAAUUGCCUCAAAUUGUCCUGACCAUCUAUUGUCAUAUGGACAAACUCCUGCACCUGGCUUCUCUUGUCAUGAUCUAAUAUAUGCCAUUUAUGAUCUAACCAUUCCUCGCUCUAAAAAACAAGCAAUUAGCUAUAUAAACUUCUCUAAUAUUGUUGUCUGUGACUUGUUACAAGAUAUGUGUAGUGCACCAUGGCACGAGAUGUAUAACCAGAACAAUAUGGAUUGCAAAUUAGAUUGUUUUAACAAUAUCAUCACAGACCUAAUGGAUAAGCAUGCCCCAUAUAUCACCAAGAGUUAUAAUCAACAGUCUGCUCCUUGGAUGACUCAAGCUAUUAAAGCACUUAUAAAGAAAAGGGACAAACUAAGAAAGAAAUGGCAUAGAGCCAAAAACCAGACUGACUUUGAAAAUUUCAAGAACAUCAGAAACAAUGUCAAGCAAAGUAUCAGAAGUGCCAAGGUGAGGACCCUUCAACUGGGCAAAGGUAAAUCAAUGAGAACAGAACCUGUAAUACCAGUAAAUGAUUCAAACUCUCAUUAUUCUUCGGUUGCCUCUGUAAAUGAUGCUGUGGUAGUAUCAGGUUGUACUGAAGACUAUACAAAUAGAGACAGGCUCACCUCUGAUAGUGCUGAGAAGUUUCAUUUUAAAUAUGUUCUGCCUGAGGACAUAGUUAGUGCUAUAAAUUCUAUUAAAUCGAAAGCAAUGGGCAUUGACCUCAUACCUGUAAACUUUAUCAAAAUGUGUCUACCUGCCUUGUUACCAGUGCUUGAUCAUCUGUUCAACUACAGUCUUCAAAAUGGUAUUUUUCCAAACAUGUGGAAGUUAGCUAAUAUAAUCCCUGUUCCAAAGUGUUUGGCCUGGAUACUGGACUUUAGAUUUCCAGUUGCUGAGGAGAUGAUGUACCGACUCUCCGUUGACAAAACAAGAAAUUAUCACGGUUUGAAAGGCAGCAUAGAAGAAAUAUGGAAUGUACAAUGUACAGCAAACCAUGUUAUUUUGGUGUGGAAACAAGAGGAGAAAAAGUGUUUGGCCUGGACACUGGACAUCAGAUUUCCAGUUGCUGAGGGGAACAUGUACUGA
Frankliniella occidentalis (western flower thrips) is the source of this 1683-nucleotide messenger RNA. RefSeq lists its product as uncharacterized. Gene Ontology annotation, molecular function: catalytic activity. The coding region runs from base 1 to 1683 and encodes 560 amino acids. The transcript is spliced from 4 exons. The record is from RefSeq and is a predicted model, not a curated record. NCBI's taxonomy places the organism in Eukaryota, Metazoa, Arthropoda, Insecta, Thysanoptera, Thripidae.